Messenger RNA from Patiria miniata (bat star), 1080 nucleotides. RefSeq names its product zinc finger protein 862-like. NCBI's taxonomy places the organism in Eukaryota, Metazoa, Echinodermata, Asteroidea, Valvatida, Asterinidae. The record is from RefSeq and is a predicted model, not a curated record. Bases 1 to 1080 code for a protein of 359 amino acids. The transcript is spliced from 4 exons.
AUGGAUGAGCUUGUGCUGCCCCAACAAGAUGCUUCCUGCAAGCAGUGCAUACCAUGCCAGCAGAGGUACGCAGGAACCACUGGUGAUGGCCUAAAUGCUAACAUUACUCUAGUCAAACUUCUUGGCGUUGAACUGGAUAUACCUCGCCAAAUGAAAACUAUGUUCCCACAUCCCUGCACCUGCAGCCCAACUACCAAUGUGUUUGGAUGCCUGCCACAUGGUGAAGCUGAUGAGAAAUCUCUUGGCUUCAAGGAAAGUUCUGCAGGACGGAGAAAUCGACUCGUCCACUCAGUCAAAGAAGAAGAAAUUGUGUACCUUCGCACAGCAAGCCAGGGGGUCAUAAGCAAUGAUUUUGUUGGUCUCGCUGGUUUAGAGAAGGCUGAUGCACAGAACAUCUGCAGUGGGGUUCUGAAAUGCUGCCAAGACCAUCUAAGCUUAGGUGAACAUGAGUUGAUGUCCAAGAUGGUUGGAUUUGAAAGUGACGGUGCCAGUGUCAUGCUUGGAUGUAACAGUGGUGUGUCAACCCUUCUAAAACAAAAGCAAAGGGCCAUACUAGAGUAUGACUCUGACAUUCUUCAGUCAGUACACUGCUUCAACCAUCGUCUGGAGUUGGGCUACAAGGACACACUCAAGAAGGUAGCGUACCAGGAGAAAGUCUACCACUACAGUCAUUUGAACCGGAGUAUGUUGAAGAGAAGCUGUGAUUCCUUGGGUGUUAAAUUCCUGGCUCCUUCAAAAGCUGGUAGCACACGCUGGUUGCCACACAUGCAACGGGCACUUGACAACCUGUGGGUGACAUACCCAGCCAUUGUCCAGCACUGUCAGCAGCUUCAAAAUGCAAGUGAUGUUGGUGACAAGGUGAAAGAAGAAACAAAGGCCAAGGCAAAGGGCUUCUUGGAUUUGAUGUUGACAAAGCGUUUUGUGUUGUUUUGUCACUUCUUGACAGAUGUUGUUUUAACACUGAGCAAACUGUCGCUUAAAUUUCAGAGUUCUGAAAUGUACUCAGCAGCUUCCAUGAAGGACGAAGUGGAACUAGUUAUCAGCUAUCUUGAUGCAUAUAGACCCAAUCCUGGGCCAUAG